This is a messenger RNA of Cucurbitaria berberidis CBS 394.84, 894 nucleotides long. RefSeq lists its product as uncharacterized. The transcript has 3 exons. The coding region runs from base 1 to 825 and encodes 274 amino acids. The record is from RefSeq and is a predicted model, not a curated record. NCBI's taxonomy places the organism in Eukaryota, Fungi, Ascomycota, Dothideomycetes, Pleosporales, Cucurbitariaceae.
AUGCAGUCCACGGAUGACCAACGCUUUACUGCAUCCUACACUGCCUGCGAUCCGCUAAGCUGCUUCCACGACUUGCAGUGCGGCCACCGCAUUCAGGUUCAGUAUAGCACUGAACACUGCGGUCUCAACUGCCUAAAUCCGAGGGGGGAUAAACCAUUUGUAUGCGCCGACUGCCUUGUUGCCCAUGUCCGCCUGGAGAUGUCGUUCGAAGGCCUUGACUUGACGAACGUAGGAGACGACGUGGAGAUGGGGAACAACGGUGCUUCUCGCGAGGAGCAGAUCCAGAAGAUUGCCGACACGGAACUCAAGAAACUUUUGGCGCAAGGACGGCGAAUGAGCAAGAUUGCACCGAAGUUCAAGGACCCCAAACUCCAGUUCUUCCACCAGUUCUUGCUAGAGGAAGGCUACGAGGGACUCGAGAAUGACGCGAAUGUUAGACUGCCACCGGGCACUCCUUACAAGCGCCCGGGAAUAGCAAAGGAGAAGUCCAAGACAUCCGAAGUUUGGAAACCUCGCGAUACUGCCCACGAAGAGGGCGAUGCGGAUGAGCAAGUUAAUUUUACCCUAGCCAACUUCGAGCAAGAUUGGGAGAGUGUAUCACGAGGAGUUGAGCAGCGGCAGGUAGAGCGCCACCAAGGUCAGCCAGUGAUUGACAAUAGGCUGAACGGCCUACUAGAGCAGUUCAGUGAGACUCGGGUUGGACUCUCUGUGGAAGACGAUGCGACUCGAGCAUCGCCCAAGGGCAGCGGACCGCGUGUAGUUUCUCGGUUGGUUCCGAUCUUUCUAAGUGAUCAGCCGUUGUUCGAAUUGGAUGACACUUUUUAAAAAGCUCGUUGGGCCUAUCUUGACCAUGUCUUUGUUCUGGUGAGCGAGGUGAAUAUAUUUAGACAUGUC